Molecule: messenger RNA, 1461 nt
Organism: Colletotrichum truncatum
Lineage: Eukaryota; Fungi; Ascomycota; Sordariomycetes; Glomerellales; Glomerellaceae
Product: siderophore biosynthesis protein
Biological process (GO): mitochondrial calcium ion homeostasis; calcium import into the mitochondrion
Cellular component (GO): mitochondrial inner membrane; uniplex complex
Molecular function (GO): uniporter activity; calcium channel activity
Source: RefSeq, a predicted model, not a curated record
AUGAGCUACGCGUUCCGUCGCGUAUGCCUGCAACUGCCUGCUAAUAUCAGCACCAAACAUGGACUGAUGUGUCAAGCUUUCCGCCCAGCCGGAAUCGGCAUCAGCACGCGAAUCCCAGCUACAGGGCGCAUGUUCGGCAACUCAACGGUACACCGAGCCGACGUCGAGGAUGCCAAGGCUAAGAAGACAAGUCGUGAGGAUAUGGAAAAGGAGGAGUUGAAGGGGCAGGAAGAACGCGACGAACAGUUUGCUCUGAAGAAGCAGAAGGAGCGUCCGUGGCAUCGUAUAGGCCACGAGGUCGAGCAGCGAGUGUCGUCCAAAGAUCCCACUAAUGGUGAUAAGACCCGCGGACGAUUGCUCACGACCCCGACGCGGCUUCUAAAGCUUAUUCUGCCACUCCCUUUUUACGCCGAACAGAAUAGAAGCAAGCAGUCUCCCGAGAAGGACGACGAAAAGGAGGAGAUUGCUCCUCUUGCGCUCCUUGUCCAUCCCCAACAGCCACUUUCCUAUCUCGAAAGGUUACUUCAGGCGGAAAUCCCGCCCAUUGACGACGGCAAGCGGGAGAGAAUUCCUAGGAUAUACUUCAGGGCAGAGGCGGACCACAAAGAGACCAAGCAAGAUGAAGCUGCCACCAAGAAACAAGAAGGCAACGUAGCCUCAUACUCGGGCCUUGGUCACGAAGGCCCCAAGAAAGACCACGACGAAACCAACUGGGUCCGUUGGAGCAGCAGCACGGAGGUUGGCGAUUUCAUCCGGGACGCUGCUCGUGGACGUGAAUUUGCCAUCGGCAUCGAGGGCUAUGACCAGGAGCUACGCGUAGCAGUACCGAGCUUCAAUGACCGGACGUACUACAUGAGAAUUAGGCUGCGCAAGAUGUCACGCAGGAUCGAGGAGCUGGCGAAACUCAAGCAAGAGUGCGACACACUGGCUCACCGCGGCGCUCAUCGCCUCGCGCAAGGCGGAUUCGGAGUGCUCCUAGGGUGGUGGGGAGUGGUGUACUAUGUCACUUUCCACACAGAUUUUGGCUGGGACCUCGUCGAGCCGGUGACAUACCUUGCCGGCCUGACUACCAUCAUGGGCGGCUAUCUUUGGUUUCUUUACAUCUCUAGGGACCUCAGCUACAAGGCAGCGCUUAAUGUGACGGUGUCAAGACGACAGCAAGCGCUGUACCAUGCACGUGGGUUUGACCCCCAGAUUUGGGAGCAACUUGUCCAAGAGGCCAACUCUUUGCGACGCGAAAUCAAGCUAGUGGCAACCGAGUACGAUGUCGACUGGGAUGAGACCAAAGACCUCGGUGGCGAGGAGGUACAGGAAGUACUGGAUAAGGAGAAGAAAAACAACCAACGUAAGAGGAGCGAUGAAGACGAAGAAGACGACGACGAUCGCGCGAAACGCGAACGUAAGGACAAGAAACAACCGAAGAAAGGUCCGGAGGGCGAUGAGAGCAAGAAGGCGUCAUAG